Messenger RNA from Saccostrea echinata, 1392 nucleotides. Its product is annotated as cerebellin-1-like. The record is from RefSeq and is a predicted model, not a curated record. Bases 15 to 632 code for a protein of 205 amino acids. The transcript has 2 exons. NCBI's taxonomy places the organism in Eukaryota, Metazoa, Mollusca, Bivalvia, Ostreida, Ostreidae. Gene Ontology annotation, molecular function: protein binding.
AAUUGCGCGGAAACAUGUUUGAAAUAUUUUAUCGCUGGUGUUUGUGUCUUUUCUUUGUUGUUAUUUUAAUUUUUAUGUGUACAGCUCAGGUGGAAAGUCAAAUGAUAUACAAUUCCAAUGAAAAAUGGUAUGAACAUGAAAGAAGAUUGACAGAUUUGGAAGAUCGAAUGAAAAGAUUACAGCUAGAAAAGCAACAAAAUAAACACCUUGUGGGUUUUUCCGUGACUGCUAAGGACGAUAUUGACGAAAAAAUAACAAGAAGCGGACAGAUAAUUAUUCUAAAAAACGUUCUGCUUAAUAUUGGAGACGGGUAUAACUCCACAACAGGAACAUUUACAGCACCCGUGGAUGGAAAAUACGCAUUUUUCAUUUCUGUAGAAGUACAAAGAGGAGACGUGCUUCACGUCUUAUUGACUGUGAAUGACAAAUACGUAUUAGAGGCAAUAGCUGGGGUACGUCAUGCUCCAGACACCGUCACAAGAUAUUACACUGGUGCUAACAUGGCCAUUAUUUCACUGCAAAAGAAUGAUGUUGUGUGCUUGAAGUCACAACAAAUGUAUAUUUAUUCAAACGCAAUACGAAUUCGAUAUUCUGGAAAUAGCUUUUCUGGAUUUUUGAUUCCAUUUCAAUGAUAUCCUGUAUAAUGACUUUAACGUUUUUGACUGGAGGAAUUAGGAGAGCUUUCUUUGUAGAAACAACCUUUGCAGAAUUUUUGUAACCCUCUCUCUCUCUCUCUCUCUCUCUCUCUCUCUCUCUCUCUCUCUCUCUCUCUCUCUCUCUCUCUGUGUGUGUGUGUGUGUGUGUGUGUGUGUGUGUGUGUGAGUGUGUGUGUUUGGUUUUUGCUGUUGUUUUUAUCAAUAUUGCUUUCAUUCAACAAAAGAUUUUAUGUUUAAAGAAUACACAUCAAAAUACAGAAAUAUGAUAUGUCCUUAUAUAAUAAGUGGGUGAAUAUAUGAAUGAUUGUAAAUAUAAUGCUUUUCUUUCCCACCCAGCACUUCCAUAUUAUUUCCGAACACAUAAUGGAGCAUAAUAUUUUUCUGAAAAUCACAUUUCGAGCUAUCAACUCUUUUGUUGACGAUGAAACACAUAACUGGAGUGGUCUAAGUCGGGCAAUUGUCUUCUGAUACUUGUAAUGUUUCAACUGAAACAUUUGACUGUUUAUAGAGUAACACCAUCAUCAUAACAUUGAGAAUAAGAAUUACUGAAGUCAUGUUUAACCGUUUCAUAAAAAUAAUAAUACGGAUUUAGAAUAAAGAAAUUCCACAAAACUUUUCAACGGCCAUUUUAGAUAAAGUUUUAUUGUUUAGCAGCAAGAUGUACAUCAACCUAAACUUUUAUAUAUCUGUGUCUAUUUAAAUAAAGUUCAAAUUUCAUAAAUGUGUAUCAAAACUA